This is a messenger RNA of Phyllopteryx taeniolatus (common seadragon), 1779 nucleotides long. RefSeq names its product solute carrier family 35 member F2-like. Lineage: Eukaryota; Metazoa; Chordata; Actinopteri; Syngnathiformes; Syngnathidae. The transcript is spliced from 6 exons. Gene Ontology annotation, biological process: transmembrane transport. Gene Ontology annotation, molecular function: transmembrane transporter activity. The coding region runs from base 285 to 1403 and encodes 372 amino acids. The record is from RefSeq and is a predicted model, not a curated record. Gene Ontology annotation, cellular component: membrane.
GCCGUCCAAGAGGAGCGCAGACGUCGGCGGUGAGCGAGAUGUGUCGGGACGCGCUUGCGGCGGCGCGGCGCUUGCGCGUACGCGCGCUGGCCGCCAUCGGGGAGGCGUCGACGCGGUGAGUCCGCCGGGCAACGCCGCCUCCCGUGACCUCUGACCUGUGAGCGUCUCGCGGCGGCAGGCGUCUGGCUCGGACGUCGGCGCUAGGUCAGGUCCUGGCGGCGCUGGUGUGCGGCACUGCCGUGGCGUCGCAAUAUUUGACCUCCGUCUACCACGCGGACGCGCCGAUGCUCCAGAGCGUCCUGCACUACGCGCUCCUCGGCGCCAUCUACACGCCCGCGCUGCUCUGCGGGACAGGUUCCGGCAGCGUCUUCCGGGCGGGCCGCGGGCGCUGGCUGCAGUACUCGCUGGUGGGCCUGGCGGACGUGGAGGCCAACUACGCCGUGGUCACAGCCUACCGGUACACGACGCUCACCAGCGUGCAGCUUUUGGACUGCUUUGUGAUCCCGGUGGUGAUGUUUCUGUCCUGGUGGCUCCUGAAGACGCGUUACCGUCCCGUCCACUACGCGGCCGUCUGCGUCUGCUUGCUGGGCGUCGGCGCCAUGGUGGGCGCCGACCUGCUGGCGGGACGAGACCAGGGCUCCGCCUCCAACGUCCUGCUGGGCGACGGCCUGGUGCUGCUCAGCGGCGUCCUCUACGGUCUGUCCAACGUGUGGCAGGAGUACGCCGUCAAGAACCGAAGCCGCCUGGAGUUCCUCGGCAUGCUGGGACUCUUCGGGACCAUCAUAAGCACCGCGCAAAUGUCGGUCCUGGAGCUGCGGCAAAUUUCCGCCAUCCGGUGGAGCUGGCAAGUGGGUGAGUGUCACACGACAGCACGUUUCGUCGGGUUCGGUUUGGAAACUCUGCCACGUUUGUUGCGCUCAGCGCUGCUGUUUGGGGCCUUCGCGUGUUGCAUGUUGGCCUUGUACAGCCUGAUGCCCGUCGUGGUGAAGGAAAGCAGCGCCGCCGCCGUCAACCUGUCCAUGCUGACCGCCGACGUCUUCGCCAUCUUCUGCGGCAUCUUCAUCUUCCGCUACAGCGUGAGUCCCGGGGAGGAGGAACACCGCUCGGGCCCUUCCCGCCCUCGCUCGGCUGUCACUUCUCAGGUUUGUACGUGGUGUCGCUGGUGGCCAUCUUCAUCGGUUUCAUCACCUUCAACGCCGUACCCACGCCCGAGAGCGCCGUCGGCCCCUCACCCUUGUCAGAGGAAGGUCGCCACGACAACGCAUCCAAACAGGAAGUGGCGUCGGGAUCGCAGGAAGUGGAGCAGAGGAACUGCACUCAUGUUGUUGAGUGCACUCGAUUGUGAAACCUCCAAAAUGUUUUGGGAUUUUAUUUUAUUUUUUCCUCAAUUCUGGAAAGCUUGAAACCUUAACAGUUCCAUGAAACCCAAAUUUGAAACCAUUGCCCUUGCUUGAAUUCCCCACCCUUACUUGAAACCCUACUUUUAAACCCCAACCCAUUGUUUAAUCAAGCCUCACCUGAAACAACUGCAGUUUGAAACUUUGAUAAUCUGAGCCUAGUUUGAAACCCUAACCCUUGCUUGAAACCGUACCUUUAAAUCCUAUCCCAAAUUUAACCCUCGCUUGAAACCCUAAUUUGAAAGCAAUAUGAGAAUAGUUUUUGAUUUUUUAUUUUAUUUUUGUUUAUGUAAGGUGUAACACAUCUUAUUUGCAUACAAUUUUAAUUGUAAGAGUUGAUGUAUUUGUAAUUUGCAGUUAUAAAUUCCGCAUUGAACUUUCA